CAUACUCACUGUACUCACUAGUCCCUACCACAAAUCUCUAUCAGAACCCCGUCUGACCACUUCUUCACUUCUUCACUCGCCUCUGAUAUCAUCCUUGACUAUGGCGGAAGUGGACGUUCAAUUUCUAGAACCACGCGUCCGAGCGAUUCUUUCGGCACCUGGCACCGAUUUACAGACCAUCAGCGCCAAACGCGUCCGCAAGCAACUUACAGACGAUGAUGGUGUCACUGCCGAGUUUCUACGCGAGAAUAAGGGACCAAUAGACGAUCUCAUCGCGCAGGUCUUCUCCAAGAUCUCAGAGGAAUCCGGCCUUCACCAAGAUGAAGGGGAAGGACAGGAUGAAGAUGAGGCUGACGAGGGAAGUAAAAGAAAAAGGAGCGAGGAGGAAGAGGACGGGGAUGCAGGGUAUGAGGAGGGAGAGGAUGGCGAAGAAGAGGUAGACGACGAACAGGAGGUGGCAGAACGACCAAAGAAGAAGGCGAAGAGGACCGCGAAGACUGAGCUCAGUGACGCGGAGUACGCGAGACAACUCUCGAAUGAGUUGAAUGGGCGGUCGAGGAGCGCGAGGUCUGGUUCGUCGACGCGUGGGCGAGGCCGAGGGGCCAAAGCGAACGGCGGCGCGAAACGCGGGCGGAAAGUAAAGAGUGCAGAGACAGUUGAUUCCGGGAACGAGGAAGAAGAUGCUCCCAAAAAGAAACGAGGCGGCGGAGGGUUCAAGAAGGAAUACGUUCUGAGUGAGGCUCUCGCUGCCGUCGUAAAUGCGGAGAAGAUGUCACGACCACAGGUUGUUAAGAACCUGUGGGAUUACAUCAAAGGCCACAGCCUGCAAAAUCCCAGCGACAAGCGUGAAAUCGUGUGUGACGAUCGCCUUCGAGCUAUGUUCGGCGUUGACAAGAUUGGGAUGUUCAAAAUGAGCAAAGUCCUUGGACAACAUCUCCAUGAACCUGAGGCAUGACGAACAUAGUAUGCUCCAGCUUGCUAUUUCAAUCGAUGAGCGCAAUCACGGCCCAUCUUCAUCGCUCAUUCUGGUCCUGCAUCGCACUUCGUUCUUUCCUAAUGCUCUGUUCAAAGCAUCUCCGCACCAGUUCACAACAGGCAUAUCAACGCGCCGGUUCGAUGGCCACAUCAUAAGAAUUGUAAAUUGUAAAUACAGACUCCACGAGCGUGUAGAUACGCUUUUAAUAUCAUGUAAAGUAUCGUUUUUAUGCAUCUGUU
Heterobasidion irregulare TC 32-1 is the source of this 1215-nucleotide messenger RNA. RefSeq lists its product as uncharacterized. The coding region runs from base 101 to 955 and encodes 284 amino acids. Gene Ontology annotation, cellular component: nucleus. The transcript has 3 exons. The record is from RefSeq and is a predicted model, not a curated record. NCBI's taxonomy places the organism in Eukaryota, Fungi, Basidiomycota, Agaricomycetes, Russulales, Bondarzewiaceae.